This is a messenger RNA of Eublepharis macularius, 5103 nucleotides long. It is a transcript of the gene RNF168, whose product is annotated as ring finger protein 168. Gene Ontology annotation, biological process: double-strand break repair; protein ubiquitination. NCBI's taxonomy places the organism in Eukaryota, Metazoa, Chordata, Lepidosauria, Squamata, Eublepharidae. The record is from RefSeq and is a predicted model, not a curated record. Gene Ontology annotation, cellular component: nucleus; site of double-strand break. Gene Ontology annotation, molecular function: metal ion binding; nucleosome binding; ubiquitin-protein transferase activity. The transcript has 7 exons. Bases 524 to 2317 code for a protein of 597 amino acids.
GGCCGAGGGAGCGGCGGGGCUGCUGUGGGGCUGCUUCUCAGUUCGCCCAACGGACUAGCACUGCGUUGCCCCCCCCCCCCUUCCCGGAUCGAGCGCAGCGCCUGGGACAGCUGCCGCUGUGGUCUUGUUCCUUGCGCGGCGAGCGGAGGGAGGCCGCUUGGCUUUUGCUCUCCUUGGCGGGUGAGGCUGAAGGGAAUUCGCGGCUUUUUCUGUUUUCGCGAGGCGCGCGUUAAAACAUUUAGUAGUUGUUGGACUCGACUAGCUUUAUUCACCCAGCCAGGGACGCAAUGGGUUGUGAUUGAAAAUAGAGCACGAAGAAAUCCCCCACCCCACCCCCAUUUUCGUCCUGCACGAAAGCCUCGGGCAAAAAAAAUCCAGAAAAGAGAGCGCGUAUUGAAACCCGGAAAUCGGGCGCGAUUGGAUGCAUAUGAACUGGCGGGCUCGGGCCAGAGGAAUUUGUCGUACUCGACUUUAAAAUGUCGAUGCUAAUAAUGUGCUAGCACCUUCCUUUCCUGGACCCAGGAUGUCAAAUGAAUUGGAGACUCCGCUUUCCUUAUCUGACUGUCUUUGCAAUAUUUGCAUGGAAAUUUUUCUGGAACCUGUCACAUUGCCAUGCCAACACACACUCUGCAAUCCCUGUUUCCAGCUUACUGUAGAGAAGGCCAGUUUAUGCUGUCCUUUCUGCCGUCGACGGGUCUCUUCUUGGGCACGUUAUAAUGCCCGUAAGAACACUCUUAUUAAUUUGAAAUUAUGGGGAAAGAUUUUGAAGUAUUUCCCUGAAGAAUGCAAACGUAGAAUUAAUGGUCAGGAUCUAGAAGAAAACGUAUGCAUACCUCAGCCAGCACGUUGCUUAAGUAAGCCUGGAGAAUUAAGACAGGAGUAUGAAGCUGAGAUUACUAAGGUGGAGGCAGAGCGACGGGCUUAUGAACAAGAGGAGAGUAAAGCAAGUGAAGAGUAUAUUAGAAAGCUGUUAGCAGAAGAAGAAGAGCAGCAGAGGCUAGCAGAAGAAAUGAAAAAACAGAUGGCAGAACAAUUACUAGUAGAUGAAAAAUUGGCCCGGGAGCUAAGUUUGAAUCUGAACAGCUCUACAGAGGAUCAUAUACUCGGAAGUCUAUCACCUGGCCCAUCCCCCUUGAAUUCCUGCAAAACAUCAAAGAGCAAAUCAGGUUAUUCUGGGGACAUUAAAAAGUAUUUGUCUCCAAAAUCCUGUACUGCUUCACCUACAAUGAUACUCUUCAACAAAUCAGAGGAAGAAAACACGGGUUCCUUUUCUUGGGAAAGCAGCAGUACUAAAAACAGUUUUAUAUGUGAGGAGGAAGGGAGAGAAGAGGAGAUGCCCAUACUGACUCCAGAAAUAACAAUCAAGGAGAGUGACACCAAAGUUACUUUUUUAGAUCCAUUGAUACCACAAUUAAAUGUUUAUACUAAAGAUGAAGCAACCACUCUCGGUCUGGAUCUGACAUGCCUUUCCACUUAUCGGGGAAAUGAACUUGCCAGUAAACUUUCCAGUGUCACAUGCAAGGAAGACUCUCGGCUAGUGGAUCCUUUUUCAAAGAGAGAAGCAGCUGUUUCUGACUUUGAAAAUGACACGCUUAUAGAAAAUAUGCACUUGUCUAAACAUGCAAAACUUGGCACUUGUCAGAAAAUACAAAUAUCUGUGAUUUCUGGUAACCAACAGAACAGCGGUACGGCAGCCUGCAAUUUAAUGGUGGAAAACCACCCAGUUGGAAAUAUAAACCACAGUGGAUCUCUGAAUGAAAUUUCUUUAUCAAAGAGAAAAUCUCAAGAAUCAUCCCCUGAAACAGCAGCCAAUUCACACUUGAAGGAUAAAAGAAGAAGAACUUUCUCUGAAACUACUGAAGAAGAGAUGAAUGAGAUAGAACAACAAAUGGGUUUGGAGCAGAAAUUUUAUGAAAGGUUGAAGCAAGAACAGCAGGACAGACUUCUGGCUCUGAAGCUUCAGAAGGAAAUGGACAAAGAAGAGAAAACUCUAAAUCGCAAAAAAGGCUCUCCAGAUGAGUACCAUUUGCGCCCCAAAACAUCUCAGUCAGAACAUGAAUCUCCAGUUUCUUGUAAACUGUCAAAGAACUCAAAACCUCCAAACAAGAAGACUGAAGUGGAUCAACGCAAACUGCGCAGAAGCUCUCAGAAUGAAAACUGUAAGCCGCCUAACAAACACCAGCCAAAGCCACUUGGUAUAAAAGGAGGAAAUGUUUUGAAUUGUGUACUCAACAGUUCAGACUCUAAGGAGGCAGAAUUGCUGCCAAAUAAGCAAAAAACAAUCCUUCAGAUGUUUAAAAGAUCUGUCACAAAGUAGAGCACCUAUGAAGACUCUAUGGCAUUAGUGGGAAUGAAGGGAUUCUGUGUUUGAAAGCUAACUGGGUUAAGCAAUUAUUUGUGGAGGGAUUAAGUCCUUUCAGAGUUAACACUUCUUGACUGGGAACCAGCUAUACCCACUUUUACUGUCUUUUGUGUUAUCAGAGUACUUUAAUUCACUUGAAUGGUAACAGGUUAUUUGGAGUGUCAGGAGACCUCAUGGUUGUGCUGUGGUUUAGGUUGGAAUGUAUUGCCAGAAGAACUCCUGAUUCUUUCUUCUUCCCAUCCUUACUGCACAAGAGCAGUAAGUAAAUGAGUGGAACGGAUUAAAUUGUACUGGAAAAUUAUAACUAGUAUGUCUGUGACCUGUUCUUGUUGAUUAGUUUCCAUCUUUAAGUUCAUAGCCAGUUUAGUCAAUGAAUAUCUUUACACGUUUCUUAAUGUAUAGGUGCCAUGAACAUAAUAUUCAUAAGUAAAGCACAUUCAUUUAGAACAUCCAUUAAAAUGGCUUUGAAGUCUUAUGAGAAAAACACUAUAAUUGGAUUUUUGUGUGAUUUUUGUCAGAAAAUUAAACCAUUGACAUAUUUUGAAGUAAUGUCUGGUUAGACAGAGUCAGUAGAAAGAAACAUAAAUACUUGAAUUUUGUUUCUCAGUAUCUGUAACAUCACAUUCACAGAUAAGAAAAUGACCUACUCUUUUAGUAUUCCAAUAUGUUUCUGAUGACUAGUCUUUUUACAUAAGACUAUGGCUAAAAAUUCAGUUCUAGAAAGAUGUAUAACACAAAUGUUGCAUAUUGAAAAAUGCAUGUAAUAUGCAAUAGUAGGCCAUCAGAAUCCUGUAGACCAUUUUCUUUAUGUCCUUAUCUCUUUCCUGCACUUAAAGUAUAAUAUAAUUUCCCCCAAAUGUUAGAAGACGCAGCUGCGGAGACCUCCGUUCCCUGCUAAAACGUAACUACCCAGAUACUUAACAAUGGCAGAGCAAACAUUCUUAAGAUUGGUCGCAACUUUGUGCUUUUAUCAUUUGUUUUCAUGCACAAGGACAAAUUUUACCAUAUCAUUCUAGUCUGUUUUUGCUUAAACCCAAGUUCUUGGAUUUCUAUUUUAGCAGUAACAACUCUGGAGCUGUUAUUAAUGGGCCUGCCUUUUUUAAUCCUUAUUUUUUAGCUUGAUCCUGAUGAAGACACAACACAAGGCUUUAUUGGCUUUAUUGUUGUAUCCUUUUUUACAGGCCUUCACUUGGCCUGUCUUUGCUCUUCCUGCUCUGGUUUCUCUUUCAGUAUAGGCGGGCCUAGUCUGCCCAGCACCAGACCUCCAGCUUCCUAUGGACGAACUUCUAAACACCAGCAAUGAAAUAAAUAACAGCUAUUAAAACACACUUAAUCUGCUUCCACUGAAAAAUAUAUAAUAUCUUAAGUGUUCUUUAUAGUUUGGAGAAACUGCCCAGUCCACAACCCAAUAAAGGUAUUCAUGGCUUGAAAAUGACUGGCUCACUGAAAUAAUGAAACAAAAUUAUCUUAACUCCAAGAUGUAUAUAAAGGAGUGGCAAAAACCACAAUGAUCAUCGACUUUUUAUAUGUAGUCUCUUGUUCCUCUAGUAUUCCCUUAUGAGAACAGUCUCUUAUACCCUUAUACAGAUUAUUUGGGAGAAAAUAUGCUAAGAUGGUAUUGUUUUUCAGGCUGACAUUCUGCUGAAUUGCUUAAAACCUUAUUUUUAUAAAUUUGCUGAACCAGUAAACUUUUGAAAGUGCCCACAAAAACCUUGAGCAUGUUGCAUCAUGUACUACAUAGUUGAUCUUUUACACCAGGGUGGUGGUGGUAAUGUAUGGGUGUUUGGGGUUUUAAGGUGUGCUCAUAUUAGUACUUGAAGAAAGACCUGCCAGUUCUAGAGCUAGAGAAUGCUUAUGGAUGACAGUUAAGUCAGAUUCAUGUUGAGUUCCUUCUAAUUUGUUUAAUUCAGGUGUACAUAAGUGGAGAUGAACUUAAACUAUAGUUUUCUGUUUAAGAAUAUUCUAGAUGUCCAAUUCUGUAUUUCAUUUAAGCUGUGUAAGUGAAUCUACUUGCCCUAAAUGAAGUUGGCUUUCUCAGAGCAGAUUUAAGAGUUUGGGGGUGCCUGUGAACCCUACCUUGCUCUUUCAAAAGCAGGUUGGCAUGGUGGCUGAGAGCACCUUUUAUCAGCUGCAUUUGAUGUGCCAACUCGCCACCUAGACUCAGCUCAUCUAACCAUGCUAAUCCAUGCUUCUGUAAUGUCACAGAUGGAUUGCCGCAAUGCGCUCCACAUGGGGAUGCUGCUGAAGACAACCCAAAAGCUACAACUGGUCCAAACUGCAGCAGCUCAACUAUUGGCAGGAGAUAGAAACCAGGAGCAUACAUUACCUGUUUUAAAAGUUACAUUGGCUGCCAGUUUGUUUUAAGGGUCAACUCAAGGUGUACAGGCCAUGACCUUUAAAUCCCUUCAUGACCUGGGACCCACAUAUUUGAAGGACCAUCUUCUUCCAUAUGCCCUGGAACUGUUGACUGUCCCAUCACUUAGGGUGGCCUGCCUGGCAUUGAGCAGUACCUGGGCUCUUUCUGUUGUGGCUCCUGCUCUGUGGAAUGGGCUCCCUGAGGAGAUGAGGGGAGCUCCCUCCUUGACAAUGUUCAGGAGGCACUGUAAGUCUUGCUUGUUUGACAGGGCUUUUGAGAGUGUGCAAAUGGCAGGCAUCUUUAAGAGAUCUGAGGUAUUAUUUUGUCUUGGUUUUAAUUGGGAAAUGUUAACCAUUAUUGUAAGCUGCCUUAAACCAUUUGGAAA